AUUGGCAGCACUGGUAUUCAUCAGGGAGCUUCCACCAGUAGUCGGUACUCAACCGACUCGAACGUUUCACAUCGCCGUGCAAGAAGUGCGGGAGUGAAAUAAUAAAAAUUAGGGUUAGUUACACGAUAUAAUCGAAUCGCGCAUUUAACAAAUAAGUGCGCGUAUAAUUAUUAAUAAUAAAAAUUUUCACUUGAACAGGUGACAUUAUAUCAAAAUGAGUGGUCUAUUAAAGCUGUCGUCUUUACUAGUGAGAAAUCCUCCCACAACGACGUUGAAUAAAUUGGGAUUACCUGUUAUUAUAAAUCGCAAAUUACAUUAUACACCAGAUAGCAAAACUGCAAAAAUCUCAGAUGGUGUUUCUAAGCAUUAUCCAUUAGUAGAUCAUACUUAUGAUGCUGUUGUUGUUGGUGCUGGUGGAGCAGGAUUACGUGCAGCUUAUGGUUUAGUUGCUGAAGGAUUUAAGACAGCAGUUGUUACUAAAUUAUUUCCUACAAGGUCACAUACUGUUGCUGCUCAAGGAGGUAUCAAUGCUGCCUUGGGUAAUAUGGAAGAAGAUAACUGGCAGUGGCAUAUGUAUGAUACUGUGAAGGGAUCUGACUGGUUAGGUGAUCAGGAUGCUAUUCAUUAUAUGACACGUGAAGCCCCAAAGGCAGUCAUUGAAUUGGAGAAUUGUGGCAUGCCUUUCAGUCGAACUUCAGAUGGUAAAAUAUAUCAACGUGCUUUUGGUGGACAAUCUCUGAAAUUUGGAAAAGGUGGCCAAGCUCACAGAUGUUGCUGUGUAGCAGAUAGGACAGGUCAUUCUUUACUUCACACAUUAUAUGGUCAAUCCUUGAGUUAUGACUGUAAUUAUUUUGUUGAAUAUUUUGCUCUGGAUUUAUUAAUGGAAGGUGGAGAGUGUAGAGGAGUGAUUGCUCUUUGUUUGGAAGAUGGUACACUUCAUCGUUUUCAUUCUAAAAACACAGUAUUAGCAACUGGAGGAUAUGGACGUGCAUAUUUCUCUUGUACAUCUGCUCAUACAUGCACUGGUGAUGGCACUGCAAUGAUAUCUAGAGCCAAUUUACCUAAUCAAGAUUUGGAAUUUGUGCAAUUUCAUCCUACAGGAAUAUAUGGAGCUGGUUGUCUUAUCACAGAAGGUAGUCGUGGUGAAGGAGGCUAUCUUGUAAAUAGUGAAGGUGAAAGGUUUAUGGAACGUUAUGCUCCAGUUGCAAAAGAUUUAGCCUCUAGAGAUGUUGUAUCUAGAUCUAUGACUAUUGAAAUUCGGGAAGGCAGAGGUGUUGGUCCUGAAAAAGAUCAUAUUUAUUUGCAAUUACAUCACUUACCACCUGAACAGUUAGCAGCUAGGCUACCUGGAAUCUCUGAAACAGCAAUGAUAUUUGCUGGAGUUGAUGUAACCAGAGAACCUAUUCCGGUUAUACCUACGGUACAUUAUAACAUGGGAGGAAUACCUACAAAUUACAAAGGACAGGUUUUAACGAGAAAAAAUGAUCAGGAUACAGUUGUGCCCGGACUUUACGCUUGUGGAGAAUCAGCUUGUGCAUCUGUUCAUGGUGCUAAUCGUCUUGGUGCAAAUUCAUUAUUAGAUUUAGUUGUAUUCGGCCGUGCCUGUGCUAAAACAAUUGCAGCGGAAAAUAAGCCAGGAGAAACUAUUGGUCCUCUAAAACCCAAUGCCGGAGAAGAAAGUGUGGCGAACUUGGAUUGGGUCAGAAAUGCGAAUGGUAAUGUUUCUACUGCAGAAUUAAGAUUGAGCAUGCAAAAAACUAUGCAAACUCAUGCAGCAGUAUUCAGAACAGCUGAAACAUUACAAGAAGGAUGUCAGAAGAUGUCUGCCUUAUAUAAAAAAUUGAACGAUCUUAAGGUGUUGGACAAAUCUAUGAUAUGGAAUUCUGAUCUUGUAGAAUCUCUUGAAUUACAAAAUUUAAUGAUCAAUGCCAUGCAAACAAUAGUAGCUGCUGAAAAUAGAAAAGAAAGUCGUGGGGCUCAUGCACGUGAAGAUUUUAGAGAUAGAAUCGAUGAAUAUGAUUACAGUAAAUCAACAGAAAACCAAAAACCUAGACCAUUGGAUCAACAUUGGCGAAAGCAUACACUUACAAAAAUAAAUGUUAGAACAGGAGAAGUAUCUAUCGAUUUCAGACCAGUUAUAGACAAUACUUUAAAUAAACAGGAAUGUGCGACAGUUCCACCCGCAAUUCGUUCCUAUUAGAAUUUUUUUUCGAAAAUUUGAAUAAUUUUUGUACAGGAAGGAGCAACCGACAAGGAGAAGUUACCGAUAUCCUAUCAUUACAAUGCAGCAAUUUUAUUUAUUAUUGCACGUGAAUCAGAUCGUGCACCAAAGUGUAAUUCUUGUCAAUACUUGCACGUGUUGCAAGCAAGAUUAGUUGUCCUUGUAGGAUAAUGGUGCUGAAAUUAUCUUCAUUAUUUUAAAGAAGAUUUUAAUCGAUCUCUUAGCAAAUCAAUGCUACAUUUAUGUAAAUUGAAUAGUAAAAUAUUCUAGCGUGAUUCAGGCAGCAAAUAAUUUCACGCACAGAUCUUUUAAGGAGGAACGUUCUGCCUACCUCUACAAUUUUCAGUAUUUUUCUUUCUGUAAUUCUCAGUCGGAAUAAUGUCUUUUUCUACCGAACAAUUUUGCAAAUUCUAUCUAAUAAUAUUAAGAGUUAUUUAAUGAAGAUAUUUUGUACGAUAAUUCAUGAGCUAGUACUCCCUAAAAGGUUGUGCAGCAAGAGUAUGCCACUUUAGAUGCGGCUAUAUACUUAACAUUAACAGGUUAAUAUAGAAACAGUCUUAAUCACAAGAAUAACAAUUAAACUUGAUUUGUUUGUGAUCAAAUCUUGAUCAUAUUUUGUAUUUGAUAGUAUAAAUUUAUUCUCUAAUAUAGAAUAAUACUGUUUGUGUUUUUAGUUUGGAGUGACAGUACUUAUAUCGUUCAAUAUGUAGCUUGGUUUGGAUUUUGUUUGAUUAUCUGUUUCUACGUUGCCUGUUAUAACAGUCAUGUAUUAUUUUUAUCGUACCAUAUAUUUCAUAAAUAAUCUCGAAUAAUAUCGAAAUCAAUAAGUACAUGGAUGAAAUCGUGUACUUUAAUAUAAUUUAAUCUGAAAAGAUAUGCUGCGCAGCAUGAUAUGUACAUAAAUUUGUCAAUAAAACAGAAAUCUUCAUUCUUCUACUUAUAAAAAUUAUUUUUCCGUGUAAAAUGUACGUAUAAAGUUUUUCUUAUUAAAUUGUAUUUAUUUUUGUUUAUUUAUUGCUAUAUUGUAUUUAUAAAAAAAAACACUAUAUUCUUGACGAAUAUCGUUUAUUAAACCCAUAAUAAUAAUAAUUUUUAUGUUCUGGUCAUAAAUAAGAAUUUUACGGAUUAAAUAAAAAUUGCUACCAAACAUAUUUUCUAAAGCAUUAAACUAAAGCUCGUAGCUAAUACUUCAGAAAAUGUUUACAAGUUACAAUUUAAUUUAAAAUGAACAUGGACUUAAUGAAUAUGUUCUCACAUACGAAACAUUAUACCAUCAAAGAAUACACAGAUAUAUUCAAAAAUAAAUUGUGCAUAAAUUAUACAAUCAUUUUGUGAAAUCUAAUAUUACAAAUAUUUUAAUGAACGUUUUAAAAAAUAAUAUGAAAUGAUAAAAAUUCAAUAAAAUUAUUGGCACCAACAUAAAUGCUUCUCUUUGAUCAUUUUUCUUGUAAAUUAUGUAUUAUUUAGCCAAAAUUGAGUAGAAACGUGAUAUUACGUG
This is a messenger RNA of Apis dorsata (giant honeybee), 3719 nucleotides long. RefSeq names its product succinate dehydrogenase [ubiquinone] flavoprotein subunit, mitochondrial (gene SdhA). The transcript is spliced from 10 exons. The coding region runs from base 215 to 2200 and encodes 661 amino acids. NCBI's taxonomy places the organism in Eukaryota, Metazoa, Arthropoda, Insecta, Hymenoptera, Apidae. The record is from RefSeq and is a predicted model, not a curated record. Gene Ontology annotation, biological process: mitochondrial electron transport, succinate to ubiquinone; tricarboxylic acid cycle. Gene Ontology annotation, molecular function: flavin adenine dinucleotide binding; succinate dehydrogenase (quinone) activity; electron transfer activity.